ACUUUCAAGGAAAAUAUUUAGAAUCUUUAAUCUUCUGCUUUUGAAUUCUGCAUCAUAUCACUCCAGUCCCGUAGGAGAGGUCAUUAAAGGUUGCGCAAGGUGACAUCUUUUCUUCUUUUCAGUGCUAAUCUUGAUAAGUAUUAACAUCGAUCGUCUUAUCACUUUGAAAGGACUAGCCAAUAGCCAUGGCCAUUGCUGAUGGAAGUGGGGCUCUGCCAUCAAGGCUUGAGGGAAAAUAUAAAGCAACGAUUGUUUGUUGGAUUCUUGGACUUGGGUCCCUUGUUGCUUGGAACACUAUGCUAACCAUAGGAGAUUACUACUACAGUUUGUUCCCUAAGAGUUACCAUCCUUCAAGGGUACUAACCCUUGUCUAUCAACCAUUUGCACUCGGGACAAUGGCGUUAUUAGCAUACAAUGAAUCAAAGAUUAAUACUAGAAAGCGGAAUAUAGCUGGAUACACUCUCUUCACAGCAAGUACUUUGAUGCUCUUGGUUCUGGACUUGGCUACAUCAGGCAAAGGAGGAAUUGGAUCUUUCCUUGGCAUAUGUGCUAUAGUUGCUGUUUUUGGAAUUUCAGAUGCUCAUGUUCAAGGUGGAAUGGUUGGAGACUUGUCUUUAAUGUGCCCUGAAUUCAUCCAAUCCUUUCUUGCUGGUUUAGCCGCAGCAGGAGCACUGACCUCUGCUUUGAGGCUAAUUACAAAAGCAGCAUUUGAAAAGGCUAGUCAUGGACUUCGAAAGGGAGUCAUUUUAUUUUUAGCAAUCUCCACUUUGUUGGAGUUUCUAUGUGUUCUAUUGUAUGCAUUUGUCUUCCCUAAACUGCCAAUAGUGAAGUAUUACCGUGCAAAAGCAGCCUCAGAAGGAUCAAAAACUGUUUCAGCUGAUCUUGCAGCAGCAGGACUCCAAACCCAAGAAGCUGACCUCAAACAACUUGAACGGUUGAGCAAUAAAAAACUGUUCUUACAAAAUAUUGAUUAUGCAAUUGACCUGUUUCUGAUAUAUGUGCUGACAUUAUCAAUUUUCCCUGGAUUCUUAUAUGAAAAUACUGGUGAACACAAGUUGGGGGCUUGGUAUCCUCUUGUUCUGAUUGCAAUGUACAAUAUUUUGGAUCUCAUAUCAAGGUACAUUCCCUUGAUUGAAUGCUUGAAAUUGGAGUCUAGAAAAGGCCUAAUGGUGGCAGUUCUUUCACGUUUUCUAUUCAUUCCUGCAUUCUACUUCACUGCAAAAUAUGCUGAUCAGGGAUGGAUGAUCAUGCUCACAUCUGUUCUGGGGCUAACAAAUGGUUAUCUCACUGUGUGUGUCCUCACAGUGGCACCUAAAGGCUACAAGGGACCUGAGCAGAAUGCUCUGGGUAAUUUUCUUGUGGUGUUCUUGUUAGGCGGCAUAUUUGCAGGGGUUUCUCUUGAUUGGCUGUGGCUUAUAGGUAAUGGUUCAUUCUGAGUAGCCAAGUCUGAUGAAGUCUGCAUUUUAAAGGUGGAAAAUAUUGUGUAAAUCAUUGAACAAACGGAUAGGGAAUAAAUGUUUUCUCCCACUAGUAGCUAGCUUCAGCAAAAGGUUCACUUGAUUGUACAUAUUUAUCACAGGAUUCCACGUGGAUUCAUGUUUUGGCUAACAUGUGUUAUAUUGAUUCCCGAUCAUUAAGGACAAUUUCAUUUUUCUUCUUCUUUUUAA
Molecule: messenger RNA, 1667 nt
Organism: Hevea brasiliensis (rubber tree)
Lineage: Eukaryota; Viridiplantae; Streptophyta; Magnoliopsida; Malpighiales; Euphorbiaceae
Product: equilibrative nucleotide transporter 3
Exons: 10
Coding region: 186-1436 (416 amino acids)
Biological process (GO): nucleoside transmembrane transport
Cellular component (GO): plasma membrane
Molecular function (GO): nucleoside transmembrane transporter activity
Source: RefSeq, a predicted model, not a curated record